AUGCUCCUACCCCGACAAUUCAAGAUUCCUCGCUCAACGUCCAUGAACGAGCAGCCACAGUGUAAUUUGAAAAAAAAACUCCUCUAUAAACAAAGGCGGAACAAACUAAAUUGGGUCAGAGCAGGACCGGAGACCUUUCAUAGUUUGGAGAUCUCUUCUUACUUUCUGGUUACGCAUUACGAUGGAUGA
Molecule: messenger RNA, 189 nt
Organism: Chondrus crispus (carragheen)
Lineage: Eukaryota; Rhodophyta; Florideophyceae; Gigartinales; Gigartinaceae
Exons: 1
Coding region: 1-189 (62 amino acids)
Source: RefSeq, a predicted model, not a curated record